This is a messenger RNA of Andrographis paniculata, 1413 nucleotides long. RefSeq names its product lipase-like. The transcript is spliced from 11 exons. NCBI's taxonomy places the organism in Eukaryota, Viridiplantae, Streptophyta, Magnoliopsida, Lamiales, Acanthaceae. The record is from RefSeq and is a predicted model, not a curated record. Gene Ontology annotation, biological process: lipid metabolic process. The coding region runs from base 184 to 1272 and encodes 362 amino acids.
AAUAAGAGUUCAUUUUCUUCAGGCUAAAGUCUCUUGCCGUCCGAACAGAAUGCUGUAACCGACGGCGUUAUAUAGGUCGUCGGAAUAUACCGCUGGAAUCAUCUUCCUGAAACUUCGAAUUAAUCCGGCGAAUCGAUUAGGACUUUGGACGACAGUAAUUAUUGUUUUUGCUUUCCUACAGUUAUGGGGGCAAGGAAUACUUUGAUCGUUGGGAUUGUAUUAUUAUGUUCUCUUGCUCUUGCAUCUGGUAGAGAAUUAGAGCAGAACUUGAGUUACAAGAGUCAACAGCCGGAGGCCGGAUAUAAUCCCAAGCUCGCAAGAAUUUUGGUGCAAUAUGCAUCAGCUGUAUAUAUGUCAGAUUUGUCAGAGCUAUUCACCUGGACCUGCUCGAGAUGUGAUGGUUUAACUGAGGGUUUUGAAGUAGUUGAGCUGAUUGUUGACGUAAAACGCUGCCUACAGGCAUUUGUUGGUAUUGCAGCCGACCUUAAUGCCACUGUGAUUGCCUUUCGGGGAACUCAAGAAAAAAGUAUACAAAAUUGGGUGGAAGACUUGUACUGGAAGCAGCUUGAUAUUGAUUACCCUGAAGUUGAUGGCGCAAUGGUGCAUCAUGGCUUCUAUUCAGCUUACCAUAACACGUCAUUACGACCUGUAAUUGUCAGUGCUGUUCAGAAAAUAAAGAAGUUGUAUGGGAAUGGUAAAAUUAUGGUAACUGGGCACUCAAUGGGCGGAGCAAUGGCAGCUUUUUGUGGCCUUGAUCUUCGGAUCAACCUCAAGGAGCAGGACGUUCAGGUUAUGACAUUUGGGCAACCGAGAAUCGGCAAUGCUGCUUUCGCUACUUACUACAGCCAGAUGGUCCCAAAUACCAUUCGUGUCACAAAUGGACAUGAUAUUGUGCCUCAUUUGCCGCCUUAUUACCACUAUUUUCCCCAAAAGACAUACCGCCAUUUCCCAAGGGAGGUCUGGCUUUACAAUGUUGGAUUUGGUAGUUUGAUAUACACAGUUGAGAAGGUUUGUGAUGGUUCGGGCGAAGACCCGACUUGUAGCAGAUCAGUGAGAGGGAACAGCAUCGUCGAUCACUUGAAAUACUACGAUGUUAAAAUGGGAUGCGAUGCGUCGAGCGAAUGCAAGAUCAUCAUGGAUGAACAUCUGGUUGGUUACAGCCGAAUAGAUUCCAACGGCAAUCUUGUCUUGUCCCGCGAUCCGUUGUCGUCGACGACUAACUAUUUGAAACUGAAUUCGGAUCAGAACCAUGCCGAUCUUCACCAAAAUUGAGCAGAAGACUGAGCAAGUAAGGUUUCCUGUUCCAUUGUUCAUUCAAAUAUUUUCUUGAUUUAUUUAUGUAUAUAUGUGUGCUGUGGAUAUUAAUCAUCUUAUUCAUAUUCAUCUAAUUUGAUAUUACAAUGUUAUGAAUGA